Messenger RNA from Gadus morhua (Atlantic cod), 3874 nucleotides. RefSeq names its product ribosomal protein S6 kinase beta-2. The coding region runs from base 619 to 2016 and encodes 465 amino acids. The transcript is spliced from 16 exons. NCBI's taxonomy places the organism in Eukaryota, Metazoa, Chordata, Actinopteri, Gadiformes, Gadidae. The record is from RefSeq and is a predicted model, not a curated record. Gene Ontology annotation, molecular function: protein serine/threonine kinase activity; ATP binding. Gene Ontology annotation, biological process: protein phosphorylation; signal transduction.
UGCGUAGGGCUCCAGAUUUGCUAGGACGGUCCAGCCCUGGGCAAGGUGUCUGUUCUUUGUUGUAAUUCCUGUACAACACUUGAGGCAAACCCUAUAUACAAUCGCAGGAUGGUUUCCUCUUACAUAUUGAUAACAUAUACCGUAUAGGCUACUGAUAACUAGCAAUAGACAAAACUACUGUACAAAACAGUAGCAACCAUACUGCUUAUAAAGUAGCCUCGCUGGUUGUUUGACUUGGGCGGCAGUUUAAAGACACAGUACUGGCGGAGCUUUUCAAAAGCCAACGAGUUCACUUGGAUAAUAAUGUAAGACCAGGAUCAAUCCAUUCUUCGCUACUGGAAGUAAGACGCACAUACAGUUCAUGGUUUGGGUGGGGGGUUGACUCACUGGACGAUAAGGAGUGAUCACCGGGUGUGUACUGUACAGGCACAGUGCUAACCGAGCGAUUUCGUUGUGGUACCAGCUGUCAAUCUCUUUCACGUGAUCUCAGAUGCUACAGAUGUCCUGAUGUCUGCAUGUGGGAUUUAGCCACAGUACAACACAGUCACAAGGGAAGUAGAACUGUCAACAGGUACAACAUUACCAACCCUGCAGUCUAACGUGUGACUGUCUUUCAGCAUGGCCAGCAUGUUCGACAUUGACAUAGAGACGGAAGAUGUCAGCGAGGCAGAGGAUGAGGUGUGUGACUUCACCGUGGCAGAGACAGACAUUGUCCAGACGGAAGAAGUGGAGCUGACCAGUGCCACCGUCAACCGAGACAGCGAGCGGGUCGGACCUGAGUGCUUCGAGCUGCUCACCGUCCUCGGGAAGGGGGGCUAUGGCAAGGUGUUCCAGGUCCGCAAAGUCCAGGGGGGACAAACAGGGAAGAUCUUCGCCAUGAAGGUCCUAAGAAAGGCUAAGAUAGUGUGUAAUGCUAAAGACACAGCCCACACGCGGGCCGAGCGAGAGAUCCUGGAGACGGUGAGACACCCGUUCAUCGUGGACCUGCUGUACGCCUUUCAGACGGGCGGGAAACUCUACCUCAUCCUUGAGUGUCUGAGCGGGGGCGAGCUCUUCAUGCAGCUGGAGAAAGAGGGCAUCUUCAUGGAGGACACUGCGUGUUUCUACCUGGGGGAGAUCACUUUGGCCCUGGGUCAUCUCCACUCUAAUGGAAUCAUCUACCGAGACCUCAAGCCAGAGAACAUCAUGCUGAAUCACCAAGGUCACAUCAAGUUGACGGACUUUGGUCUCUGCAAGGAGUCCAUCCACGAUGGGGCCGUAACACACACCUUCUGUGGCACCAUCGAGUACAUGGCUCCAGAGAUUCUGACCCGUUUGGGUCACAACCGGGCAGUGGACUGGUGGAGUCUUGGAGCUCUGAUGUACGACAUGAUGACCGGCUCGCCCCCCUUCACAGCAGAGAACAGGAAGAAGACCAUCGAUAAGAUACUCAAGUGUAAAAUCAACUUGCCGCCAUACCUCACUGUGGACGCCAAGGACCUCAUCAAGAAGCUGUUGAAGAAGAGUUCUGCCCAGAGACUCGGCUCCAGCAACAUGGACUGUCUUGAUAUACAGAAACAUCCGUUCUUCCGACACAUCAGCUGGGACGACUUGCUCAACAAGAGAGUAGAGCCGCCCUACAGGCCCCAGCUGAAGUCGGAUGAGGACGUCAGUCAGUUUGACAGCAUCUUCACCCGCCAGACGCCGGUGGACAGCCCCGACGACACCUCCCUCAGCCACGGCGCCCAGCAGGCCUUCGCUGGCUUCACCUAUGUGGCGCCGUCCGUCCUGGAGAGUCUGAAGGAGGGGUUCUCCUUUGAACCGAGAGCACGGACCAGACGACAGAACAGUAGCCCCCGCACGCCCAUCAGCCCCCCUAAAUUCUCUAUGGCCGGACCCUUCAAGUCCAGCAUGGAGGGAGAGCACUCCCCCCCACCAGCCCAAGCCCCAGCCACAGCAUCGCUGGACAACGGCUCAGCCUCUCAGCCAAUCAGGACGCCUGCCAGGAACAAGAAGCAGAAGGCCCAUCGCAGAUGAACGACUGGUGGACCAAUCACAGCACCAUCUUCCCUUGAUGACAGUCCCCUGUGUGAGGGUUGGCCCUAUGGGGCGGGAUCAGGCUUUGACUGUAAAACCCUCACAUUUUUGUUGUCAUGGCAACAUUAUAAUUAAUGCAAUGUUUUCACAUCUCUCUAAGCUUGUUGGUGUCUAUGUCGGGCGUGGCUUCCUUUUGCAAAGGAGGUGUGGUCUAAUAUGUGGGUGUGGUUUGUUUGAGUGGGCAUGGUCUCUUUCAGAUGACCGGGCCAAUUAAAACACACACACACACACACACACACACACACACACACACACACACACACACACACACACACACACACACACACACACACACACACACACACACACACACACACACACACACACACACACACACACACACACAGGAUCUGGUGUGAACCGGUUCUGUGAGCAGCUUGUAUAAAUAUUAUUUUGAGUACAUCAGUAAAGUAUUUUUGGCUAGCGGUGCUCAAGGACUGCAGGACCCUUCCCCUCCCCCUAAUCGCCCUGCAUUCAGUUCACUGAGGGACAGGUGUGUCCCACCGAUACUGCAAUCAGCAGGUGGCCAGGUGGGAACCAAUGAGAGGUCAUGCCUGCAGUAGCAGGUGUUGAGGCGUCCCGUUACUCUGGCUGUUUUACUGGUCGUUGGUUUCACUGAGGGCCAACACCAUGAUGUGAUACCAGGGGAGAGGGCGGUCACCACCUCUCCUCUCACACGCUGCCUGGCGAGUGGCGACCCCGCUCCCACCAGGCAUCUCUUGCAGGGUAAGUCAGGUCCUGUGGGGAUCAUAAGGCGGGAAUGUAUCUGAGAUAUAGAACGUUUGUAAAGAAUAUAACGUGCCCAUCUGUGAUACAAAUAUUUUAUUGGCCCUCUCACCGUUCCAAGAGGCUGCUAAUUGGACAAGGUUGAAGGUGCAGGUUUGAUUAAUUUAUGUCAAAGGAGUAAUCCACCGGACAAAUCUUUUUCUGUACUUACUCUGGAACUAAAUAUUUUGGAACAUUUAGCAGUCAUUACGGAAAAUUGUGCCAAAAAUGUGAAAGCCCUCAUUCUCAGGCUUCUAGAUAGCAACGGUUUUCUAAAGGGCUCAUGCAUUGUACAGGAGCAUCAAUAUGUUCUUGAUAGUAAUGGCGUUUUGGUCAUUGUUUAGUAAUUGAUCUGGAAAUGAUCUGUCAUUAUGGGAAGUUGUGUUUGAAAAUUUCUCAUGAGAUGUGGUGCAAAAAAAGUUUUUAUUGGGUUCCCGUAUAUUUACGUUUCGUUUGGAUUUUACAGUAGCCUACUAAACAUUUCUUGAGCCAUCAAAAAAUGGCGGAGCAUCGCCACCAGAAAGUCCUGUGAUGCAUUCUGCUACAAGCCGAAUGCACUGCAUGGUGGGAGCCCCGUCCAUGGAAGCGUUUUUACCGUUGCAUGAAAUCAGUCAUUGUGUAUUUAUACAUAGAAUAAAACUAAUGACAUGCAGAAUCAUAUAUCAAAGGGAGGCUGAAUUCCCGGUUAAUAGUAUAUACCUAAUGCAAGACCGACUGAUAAGCAUCAUAAACCCGACAUCCCUUUGACUGCAAAUAUAAAUCAUGCCUUUAAGAGGCUCAAACUGAUGAAGAUAAUGUACCCUGCACCAGAUGUCAUCAGAAUCCGCUUUUAUGUAGCCAAUCGCUGGGGGCUAGCUGCUGUCAACUUUUUUGAUAGUAGUUGUGAUUUGCAAUGGGUUAUGGCAGGUAACCGUUAACGUGGUAAACGGUACCUUGAGAUGACCGCAUCUGUCUACUUUGAGGUUGAUUUAAUAAAUUACGAAUGUUGGAAUGUAUUUGGUGCAAAAUAUAAUUUGCCUUGACUAUCAAAAAA